Cylicostephanus goldi is the source of this 287-nucleotide messenger RNA. Lineage: Eukaryota; Metazoa; Nematoda; Chromadorea; Rhabditida; Strongylidae. The record is from the annotation of a GenBank genome assembly.
AUGGAAGGACAGGAUGCAGAGAUUGCUGAAAGUGUAUUGAAUCAGCUACAACCGAAUCCUAGUCCGGCUCACACUCCAGAGGGAAGCCACGGAGAUCUUACUUUGAAGAGGCUAGAGAAAGGUGGAGGCGUCAAGCGGCAUCAACCCCCCGCAGCAGUGAAGGAGAGUAGUGGUCCCUUAGCACCAUACCCUCGUGACAGGUCCUCGUCAGCUCCAAACAUCAACGCCAUCAACGAUGAACUAGUUUUAGAGCACAAUGUAAGUAUUUUCAAUUCGUUCUUGUAGAA